This is a messenger RNA of Solanum dulcamara, 1654 nucleotides long. RefSeq names its product hydroquinone glucosyltransferase-like. The record is from RefSeq and is a predicted model, not a curated record. NCBI's taxonomy places the organism in Eukaryota, Viridiplantae, Streptophyta, Magnoliopsida, Solanales, Solanaceae. The transcript has 2 exons. Bases 71 to 1486 code for a protein of 471 amino acids. Gene Ontology annotation, molecular function: UDP-glycosyltransferase activity.
UCCACUUAUCUUCUCUAUAUAUUCUCAUUAAUUACUGCUAGUUCCAUCAUCUCUUCAUUGUACUACAACAAUGGCUAAUAAUCCCCAUAUAGUCAUGCUACCAACUCCCGGCAUGGGUCACUUAAUCCCUCUUGUUGAAUUCGCCAAACGACUCAUUUUACAACACGAUUUUUCUAUAACACUCAUCCUUCCUACCGAUGGCCCUAUCUCAAAAUCUCAAAAAACUUUCCUUAGCGCCCUUCCCUCGAGCAUCAAUUAUCUCCUUCUUCCUCCUGUUAACUUCGACCAUUUAUCAGACGAUGUUUUAAUUGAAACGCGUAUUUCCCUUACUAUUACUCGUUCUCUUUCUUCUUUACGUGAGAUUUUUAAGUCCGUAGUCGAAUCCCACAGAGUAGUGGCCUUUGUGGUUGAUUUAUUUGGUACCGAUGCAUUUGAUUUGGCUAAUGAGUUCAUGUUGCCACCUUAUAUGUUCUACACUACCACGGCUACAAUGUUGUCUCUAGAUUUGUAUUUUCCAGAGCUUGAUGAAACUGUUCGUUGUGAGUAUAAAGACUUGCAAAACCCUGUUCGUAUUCCAGGGUGCAGGCCUAUACAUGGAAAGGAUCUUCCGGACCCACUUCACGAUAGAAAAGAUGAGGCAUACAAAUGGAUUCUUCACCAUACUAAGAGAUUCAAAAUGGCUCAUGGCAUUAUUUUAAACAGCUUCAUUGAUUUGGAACCUGGACCUAUUAAAUAUUUACAAGAGGAAUAUAACAAUAAGCCAAGAAUUUACCCAAUUGGACCAAUUACACUAAUGGAUAAAAAAGUUGAUCAUCAUGAUGAUGAGUCACAAUGUUUGAAAUGGCUUGAUAAGCAGCCACGUGGAUCAGUAAUCUACAUUUCAUUUGGGAGUGGUGGGACCCUCUCACAUGAACAAAUAAUUGAACUAGCAAUAGGGUUAGAAAUGAGUGGACAAAGAUUCAUGUUGGUACUUAGAUGUCCAAAUGAUAGAAUUCCAAAUGGCACUUACUUCAAUUUCCAAAAUUCAACUAACCCUCUUGAUUUUUUACCUAGUGGGUUCAUGGAAAGGACCAAAGGGCUAGGUCUUGUGGUGCCCAAUUGGGCACCACAAGUUCAAGUUCUUAAUCAUGUAUCAAUCGGUGGAUUUCUGACUCACUGUGGAUGGAAUUCGAUUCUGGAAAGCAUGGUUUGCGGCAUUCCACUUAUUGCUUGGCCUCUUUUUGCAGAACAAAGAACGAACGCAAUAAUGUUAAUUGAGGAUUUAAAAGUGGCACUAAGGCCGGAAAUUUGUGACAAUGGUAUCGUUGGACGAUCGGAAAUUGGUGAAGUGGUGAAAGAAUUGAUGGAAGGUGAAAAGGGAAAAGGAGUGUAUAUUAGAAUGAGAGAGCUAAAAGAUGCAGCAACAAAGGUGUUGAAUGAAGAUGGUUCUUCAACUAAAGCACUAGAUGAACUUGCUUCAAAGUUGAAAAAUGUGUCACGUGAUUAAUUAGAUUACUGAUUAUCCCUAAAUAACAAGCGUUUUAGUUCUAGUUCUGUUUAUGGUUUGGUUAUAGUUUCUUUAUGAUUGAGAAAUUUAUCAUACCAACUUUUAGGAUCAAUCGCGAUCUUAGUAACUUAAAGAUAAUGGGCUUCGUCUCUCCACCAUCCACUUAAA